GAUCCUGAUUAUUGAGCUUAAACCAAAGAUCAUGGUGAUUUGCGUUAUUCCUUGACAUGGAUCCAUCCACGAUAAUCAACAACGGUACCGCAUUUCAACGGGUGAAUGCGCCGUCGUUCAAUUUGGCGGAUAUUUGGCAGUUUCCUAUGUCUGGAAGUGCGAAUCUUAGAGAAUCCGGCGCUGGAUUGGACAUGAGGAGAGUACAACAGUUCGAGCAGAUCUUAGGUCAUUUUACUCAUGAUAACUCAGAUAUAAAUCGACGACUUGCCUCUCCUCCUGACGACGACGACGAUGAUACAGACUUGAUUGCCAUAAAUCACAAGCUAGUAGUAGAUCAUACCACCACCGCCUCCAGGAAGCGGCGAGAUGCGGCGGCAUCUAGAAACGACGAGUCCGGGAAAGGUGCUUCAACUAGCACUGCUAAUGGACUGAAUGAUUGUGAUAUUGGAAAACGGACAAAAUCGUUGGGAUCCGGAGGGGAUGCAAAUUCAAACAAACAAGCGGGAAAAACAGCCAUGACACCAGAGCCACCUAAAGAUUACAUUCAUGUAAGAGCAAGAAGGGGCCAAGCUACUGACAGCCACAGUCUAGCAGAAAGAGCUAGAAGAGAAAAGAUAAGUGAGAGGAUGAGGAUUCUACAAGAUCUUGUCCCUGGUUGUAAUAAGGUAAUUGGGAAGGCCCUUGUUCUUGAUGAGAUUAUCAAUUACAUUCAGUCAUUACAGCGUCAAGUUGAGUUUCUAUCUAUGAAGCUGGAAGCAGUAAAUUCAAGAAUGAACAUUGAUCAAGGAGGAUUUGGUUCAAAAGAAAUAGUAUGUUAA
Impatiens glandulifera is the source of this 818-nucleotide messenger RNA. Its product is annotated as transcription factor BPE-like. Lineage: Eukaryota; Viridiplantae; Streptophyta; Magnoliopsida; Ericales; Balsaminaceae. Bases 57 to 818 code for a protein of 253 amino acids. Gene Ontology annotation, cellular component: nucleus. Gene Ontology annotation, biological process: regulation of DNA-templated transcription. The transcript has 5 exons. Gene Ontology annotation, molecular function: DNA-binding transcription factor activity; protein dimerization activity. The record is from RefSeq and is a predicted model, not a curated record.